CCACUGGGUGUGCCAUCUCGGUUGCGGCGGGGAAACGGAGCCGGGCACCACGCCGACCAGCUCUCUGGCGGACCAGCGGAAGUGCAACGCGACGUCGCUCUUUGUGGGAGUGGAAGUCAGUCCGGAGGAAGUGCUGGAGUCUUUCGAGAUGACGUUCGUGGCAGAGAAGUGGGGGUCGGAGGAAACAUGCGGUAUCAGCUACCUGAACGCCGACAAGUGCGAAGCCAAGACAUCGUUCGAGUUGGUGCUACAGUGCGAGGAGGAAGGCAAGGAGUACAUUGUCGAGUUGGAUUAUUUCACGCUGCGAGGCGGGGCCGGCUGGAAGCCGGGAGAUGCGUGGCACGACAUACCGGGACAGGUUUUUAACCAAACGCUGCAAAUCUGGGAUCCUGCGCUGCUCCCUGGGGCCACUAUCACCGCUGGUGAGCUCCACACGGUCUCGAUCCGGCUAAUGCCCGAUCCGCGCCAGCUGACCGCCCUCCCGGGGCACGGAAUGCCUUUCCACGAUACCGACCGAGCAGGUCUGCCGAAGAUCCUCCACGCUUCGCACACCAGCAGCAGCAGCACUGCAACCGCCGAGCCGUCUGCCAGCUCGGCCGGUCCGGUCGAGAAGCCUUUGUGCACGGGCUGUGGUCCCCGGCCGCAGGAGAGUCACUUCCCCUGCAGUGGUGCAGUAAGUGAAACAGUCCCUGGGUGGUGCACUAAGUGCAACAGUGAAAACGGGCGACUGGGCGCGUCCUGCCGGUUGGAAAAAAGCACCAACGAGAUAAAUCAGUACGACCCGCCCGAGUGCCAAAGGCUGAACCAUGUGGCCCAGAUCCGCGACUGGUUUCGGCCAAGCUACCUCAGCCACGCGGACGACUACCACACUUAUCUUGAGCAAAAGCCUUCCCAUGACCCCUUGGUCAAGUCGGUAAAUCUGCAACACAAAUCUCCGCGAGGGCGUGUUGGGAGUUGUGCAUGACAAGAUUCCAUCUGCAGUGUAGUGGUAGUUACAGUUAGCAAGGGAAGCCGCACGAGAAAGCCAGUUGCUCAUCCUGUUUACAGAAUUACAAAGGCCAAAACUCGAUUGAAAAUGCCCCUCAUGGAGAUGAAAUGUUCCUGUCAUUGCGCAACAUUUGCAUGACAGGAGACGUUUUUACACAGGAUAACAUUUGCGUGCUGAUUCCCUUCUUGGACCAGCUUCCGCAGCCGGCGAAUGAGGCGGGGGCUGAGCAGCC
Molecule: messenger RNA, 1220 nt
Organism: Amoebophrya sp. A120
Lineage: Eukaryota; Dinophyceae; Syndiniales; Amoebophryaceae
Source: the annotation of a GenBank genome assembly